AUGGCGUCGCUCGCGGAACAAAUCGCCCAGUUUGAGACGCUGCGCGCUCAGGCAGACCCUCUUCCCACAGACAGCGCCGCCUACACCACAUCAGCGUUUUUCAAGUCAAAGAAUGCCGGACAGGGCAAAGCCAAGGCCAGGCAGUGGGAUCACCGCCUCAGCAUCGACAGCCGUUCGCAGGGAUCGUCGCCUCUCAAAACGGCCAACCGUGGCAAGAAUAUGGACAUGAUUACCCUGGGCACGGCACGUCCGUCGCCGCAGUUUUACCCAUACGAGUCUCUCACGGUCAAUGUGGUUGACGAUGCUUCGGCCAAGGAGAACAAGCCCACAACCGCCAUUACUUGCUCCAAGGGCGACAGCGCGUACAACUUGGCGGCAGCGCUAAACUAUGGCUUCCCCGCCGGGUCGCCGCAGUCGGUGCGCUUCAUCACGGAGCACGUCGAGAUGAUGCACAACCCGCCGUACGAGGACUGGAAGACGAGCUUGACCUGCGGAACCACGUCUGGUCUCGAAAUGGUGUUUCGCAUCUUGUGCAAUCCCGGCGACAAUAUCCUGGUGGAAAAGUACUCGUACACGGGCACCAUUGUCGGAGCUCGCGCGCAAAGAAUCAACACGGUGCCCAUUGGCAUGGACGAAUUUGGCCUGGACGCAAAGGAGCUGGACAUCACGCUGGAGAACUGGGAUGCCUCCAAGGCCCACAAGCCGUACGUUUUGUACACGAUCCCUACCGGCCAAAACCCAACCAGUGUGACGCAGAGCGUCGAGCGACGCAAGGAGAUUUACAAGGUGGCCGAGAAGCACGACCUCAUCAUUGUGGAAGACGACCCCUACUUUUUCCUGCAGCUGGGAGAGUCCUCCAAGCAAGAGAUUGGUAGCAAAGAAGCCCUCCAAGAUUACGUCAACAGACUGCCUCCGUCAUACCUCUCCAUGGACGUGUCGGGUCGUGUAAUCCGUCUAGACUCCACCUCCAAGAUUCUGUCGCCAGGUCUGCGCCUCGGUUGGCUGACGGCCUGCACCCAGAUUGUCGACCUAUUCGAGGCCUACUCGGAAGUCAGCGUCAUGUCGCCCAGCGGGCCCUCGCAGGUCAUGAUGUACAAGCUCCUCGACCAGACCUGGGGCCACACCGGCUUCGUCCGAUGGCUGGCGCACCUGUCGCACGUCUACACCAACCGUCUCAGCAUGAUGCUGGAGGCCUGCGAGAAGCACGUGCCCAAGGACGUCUGCACGUGGAAGGUGCCUGAUUCGGGCAUGUUUGUCUGGAUCAGUGUGGACGUGACCAAGCACCCCAAGGCGCCUGGCGGCGAGCCGACCAAGGAAUUUCAGAUGGAAGUUGAGGGCGCACUGUAUGAAAAAUCCAGGGACAAUGGUGUCUUGAUUAGCCGGGGGAGCUGGUUCCUCGCCGAUCCCACGCAGGUCAGCCAGGCUGCUCUGCGUGUCACAUUUGCUGCCGCUACAGAGCCGGAGCUGGCGCCUGGCAUUGAACGUCUAGGCAAGGCUGUGCGGGAGGAGUUUGGGCUUGCAUAG
Akanthomyces muscarius is the source of this 1524-nucleotide messenger RNA. RefSeq lists its product as uncharacterized. The record is from RefSeq and is a predicted model, not a curated record. Gene Ontology annotation, molecular function: L-2-aminoadipate:2-oxoglutarate transaminase activity; aromatic-amino-acid:2-oxoglutarate transaminase activity; pyridoxal phosphate binding. The transcript has a single exon. Gene Ontology annotation, biological process: L-tyrosine biosynthetic process; aromatic amino acid catabolic process. NCBI's taxonomy places the organism in Eukaryota, Fungi, Ascomycota, Sordariomycetes, Hypocreales, Cordycipitaceae. The coding region runs from base 1 to 1524 and encodes 507 amino acids.